Messenger RNA from Protobothrops mucrosquamatus (brown spotted pit viper), 3510 nucleotides. RefSeq names its product zinc finger and AT-hook domain containing (gene ZFAT). The transcript has 13 exons. Bases 287 to 3085 code for a protein of 932 amino acids. Gene Ontology annotation, molecular function: RNA polymerase II cis-regulatory region sequence-specific DNA binding; DNA-binding transcription factor activity, RNA polymerase II-specific. The record is from RefSeq and is a predicted model, not a curated record. Gene Ontology annotation, biological process: regulation of DNA-templated transcription. NCBI's taxonomy places the organism in Eukaryota, Metazoa, Chordata, Lepidosauria, Squamata, Viperidae.
GAGGGAAGAUGAGCGAGAAAAACCAUCCAAGAGGCAGCGGGUACAAAGGACUGAGAAAAGUCUUUCCUCAAAAGAAGCAGACCAGGCCUCAGGAGCUAAGAAUCCUAUUAUAAGUGUGGUUUUGACAGCCCACGAAGCAAUUCCAGGUGCCACAAAGAUAGUUCCUGUGGAAGCAGCUUCUCCCAAAGAUGAUCAGCCCAUCAACUCAGAAACCUCUGCAUCAGACACCUCUCAGCGAAGAGGUUAUCAGGAAUAUGCCAUUCAGCAAACGCCUUAUGAGCAGCCAAUGAAAUCAAGCAGGUUGGGAGCCACCCAGUUAAAAAUUUUCACCUGCGAGUAUUGCAACAAGGUGUUCAAAUUUAAGCACUCCCUUCAGGCCCACCUGAGGAUCCACACCAACGAGAAGCCCUACAAGUGCUCCUUCUGCAACUACGCCAGCGCCAUAAAAGCCAACCUGAACGUUCACCUGCGGAAGCACACCGGAGAGAAAUUCUCCUGCGAUUACUGCCCCUUCACCUGCCUGAGCAAAGGCCACCUCAAAGUCCACGUGGAGAGGGUCCACAAGAAGAUCAAGCAGCACUGCCGCUUCUGCAAGAAAAAAUACUCCGAUGUCAAAAACCUGAUCAAGCACAUCAAGGAGGCCCAUGACCUGCAGGACAAAAAGGUGAAGAAUGUCUUUGACGAGCUCUGCUUGAUGACUCGAGAAGGCAAGAGGCAGCUUUUGUACGACUGUCAAAUCUGCGAACGCAAGUUCAAGAACGAAUUGGAUCGUGACAGGCAUAUGCUCGUCCACGGGGAUGAGAGGCCUUUUGCUUGCGAGCUCUGUGGCCAUGGAGCCACCAAGUACCAAGCUCUGGAGCUUCAUGUCCGCAAGCACCCCUUUGUGUACAUUUGCAGUGAGUGCUCAAAGAAAUUUGUCAGCUCCAUCAGGCUCCGCUCGCAUAUCAAAGAUGCCCAUGGCGAAUUGUUGGAGACUUCUGUUUUUGAUCAUUCCAUCAGUCAGAGCUUUUGUUUGCUGGAACCUGGAGGAGAUAUCCAACAGGAAGCCCUGGGAGAGGAAUUAUCCCAGACUGCUGCUGAGCUGUCCCUCUUAAACUCCAAGGCACUCUGCAUAGUAAAGUCUGUUUCCGCUGGAGAAGUAAACGCCAUCGAGGGAGACCACGAAAAUAACCCUGCUGAGAGCUUGGGAACAUCUCCUGCUCUCCUUUUGGAUUUUGAAAGUCCACCAGCAGCAAACACACCGGAUCCAAUUUGUGAGCCACUAAUAGAAUUGCUGUCCUUGCGUGCUAGCUUGGUCAAUGCUUCAGAUAGCUUUUUACAGAAAAACGCUUCGCCCGAUUCAGACGGAGAAAAGGCCCCAUCGUCGAAAGACCAGCUGCCACUCAACUCUUCAGUGAGCGUCCAGUGUGAAGUUGAACAGCUUUUGGGAGAUGAAAACUCCAGUCUAAACCAGAAAUGCCAAGGUCCAGAGAGCGUUCCUGAUCCCGAAGAAGAGAGUCAGACCAUUUCUCUUAAUCACCAGGUAGUCAACAACUCAACACUUGAAAAGACAGAGUCCUGCGGUUCCCUUCCCCUUCUAGAAUCCAGCAUAGAACCUCAUCAGAAUUCAGAGUCCUGUCCCCAGCCUUCCGAGGAUCGAACUGGAGCUGCCGCCUUUAUGCAGAUUUUGGACAACUUGCAAAAACAACAGAUGAGUACAGCCUUGUGUGAGAAGAUCAGGAAGGUCUACGGAGACUUGGAAUGCGAAUACUGCGGUAAGUUGUUUUGGUACCAGGUGCAUUACGACAUGCACGUCCGGACACACACACGAGAGCAUCUCCAUUACUGCUCGCAGUGCAACUAUUCCUCCAUCACCAAAAACUGCCUUAAGCGCCACGUCAUCCAGAAGCAUAGCAACAUUUUGCUAAAGUGUCCAACCGAAGACUGCGAUUAUUCUACCCCGGAUAAGUACAAACUCCAGGCCCAUCUCAAAGUGCACUCAGAAUUGGACAAAAAGAGUUAUUCCUGCCCUGUGUGUGAGAAAUCAUUUUCUGAAGACCGACUUAUAAAAGCUCAUAUAAAGACAAACCAUCCAGGCAUCAAGCCAUUCAAAUGUUCUCUGUGCGAAUACGCCACUCGCAGCAAAAGCAACCUCAAAGCUCACAUGAACCGCCACAGCACUGAGAAGACACACCUGUGCGACAGGUGCGGGAAGAAGUUCAAGUCAAAAGGCACCUUGAAAAGCCAUAAGCUCCUUCACACUGCUGAUGGAAAACAGUUCAAGUGCACGGUGUGUGAUUAUACCGCUGCCCAAAAGCCACAGCUUCUAAGGCACAUGGAACAACACGCUUCGUUCAAACCUUUUCGUUGUGCUCACUGCCAUUAUUCCUGCAACAUAUCCGGUUCCCUCAAAAGACACUAUAACCGGAAACAUCCCAGUGAAGAGUACGUUAAUGCAGGCUCUGGUGAAUUUGCAGCUGAAGCCCUUCUCCAGCAAGGUGGAAUCAAGUGUCCUGUGUGCAACUUUGUGUAUGGCACAAAAUGGGAAUUCAACAGACACCUCAAAAACAAACACGGACUUAAAAUAAUGGAGCAGGAUGCGGAAGGCAAGUGGGAGCAAACUGCAGAAGUUUCUGAAGAAUCCUCUACACAAUAUCUUCAUAUCACCGAAGCUGGAGAUCUGCAAGGCACUGAAGCUGCUGUUGCCGCUCUGCAGGACCUAAGAUAUACCUCAGAGAAUGGAGGAAGGCUCGAUGCCACAGCUGUCAACAUCCUUCAGCAAAUCAUAGAGCUGGGAUCAGAGCCCCAUGACGGCGCUGCUCUAGCUUCUGUGGUUGCCAUGGCCCCAGGAACCGUCACUCUGGUGAAACAGGUGACCGAAGAGGAAGAGACAGCUAAUCACACCGUGAUGAUUCAGGAAACUUUGCAACCAGCUUCGAUGGAGUUGGCUGAGCAGCAUCAUUUGGUGGUCUCCUCAGAUGAUGUGGAAGGCAUUGGGACAGUGACCGUUUAUACUCAGGGCGGAGAAGCCUCAGAACUGAUUGUUUAUGUGCAAGAAGCCAUGCAGCCGAUGGAAGAGCAGGAGCAAUCUGGUCAGGACAUCUAAAUCAGGUCCUCCGGGCAGGAACCCAAGAGAUCGCCACCUCUUAUUACGCCGAUGCCGAUACACAUUCUUCAGGGAUGAAAUAAACCUCCUGAACAACAUCAGUGUGAGGAGUCUGGCACCCAAGAAACCAGGAGGAGCGAUCCCUCGCAAAGUGCCACGGGGCUCCGGGUGUGUUGUAUGCACUUUAAGAAAAAAUGGUAGAGUUUAAAAGACUCUUUUAAUCACAGUUUGAAAAGCUUAUCGAGAAGGCCAAAAAAGGACAAUUGGGCAAAACAGAAGGCCCAGGCAGUGAAGCUGCUUCUAAGGAUCACGCUCCAUAGCUUAUUUCUUCCCGUCAUCAUCUCCCAACUUGCUACUAGAAAGAACUCUCCCUUUUAACCUUCUGAAGGAGCUUUGCUUUGUGAGUUUUGAAAAAAAACCCAGAA